This is a messenger RNA of Heterobasidion irregulare TC 32-1, 1200 nucleotides long. RefSeq lists its product as uncharacterized. The transcript is spliced from 8 exons. Lineage: Eukaryota; Fungi; Basidiomycota; Agaricomycetes; Russulales; Bondarzewiaceae. The annotation marks the transcript as partial. The record is from RefSeq and is a predicted model, not a curated record. Gene Ontology annotation, molecular function: methyltransferase activity.
GAAGAUGUUCAGCAAGUCGCGGAAGCGUUCGGGUACAGCCUUCAGGAUCUCCAAUCGGUCCCUGUGGAAUCUCAUCUGGGACUGAGCUGCGGUAACCCUAUAGCCGCUGCGAGUAUCAAAGGGGGAGAAAAUGUGCUGGACCUUGGGUCAGGCGGUGGCAUUGAUGUCUUCCUAGCAGCGUCCAAAGUUGGCGCUCAAGGACAUGUCAUCGGCUUAGAUAUGUCUCCAGAUAUGGUUGCUCGAGCGCGGCUCAAUGCCGAAAAGAAUAACUUGCGCCCGCCACGCGUGGCUUUUGUUCAAGCACAAUUGACAGAACCUUUGCCCAUAGUCUCAGACUCUAUUGACUGUGUCCUCAGCAACUGUGUUAUCAAUCUACUUCCGGGCAGCAGAAAGGCUUCGAUUCUCAAAGAAAUCUACAGGGUUCUCAGACCAGGAGGCCGCCUUGUUUUAGAUGAUAUCAUCGCAAAGCAGCCGCUCCCAGAAUAUAUCCGCAACGAUUUGGCUUCUUAUGUCAGUUGCAUCUCUGGCGCUAUACAGGUCGAUGAGUAUCGGGUGCUUCUCGCUGCUGCCGGAUUAGAAGACGUGGUCUUUGUGGACACCAAGGGAGACAUCAACGUUUACUAUCAAACGCAGCCUGCUAGUUCACCGUGCUGCAGUCCAGCGGCAUCCUCUGGUCCUUCCAAGCCGACUCCGGAUUUCAACGCCAAUGAAUGGGUCGCAUCCUAUCAGAUUUACGCCAUCAAACCUCAGCUCGAGGAUUACGACCCUCAGGCCGGACCGACGGCACCACUGCUAAGAUGGUGGGAUGCAUAUCCGGAUUCUGAAUCCGCUGACCUACCGAGCCUGUCCGCCCAGGCUGUCGCAGAGCUCGUGCGCGAUAAGACUAGGAAGGACUUUGCUGUCAUCGACGUUAGGCGCAAUGAUCAUGCAGGUGGUCAUGUGCGCAGCAGCUAUCAGUGCCCUGCUCAGACGUUUUACGACGAUCUACCUGAGUUUUACCAGCGCUUUAAGGAGGUCGAGAAAGUGGUCUUCUAUUGCGGAAGCUCAAACGGACGAGGUCCACGUUGCGCUGGAUGGUAUCGCAAACAUCUGAUGGCAGUAGGAAAUGCGAAGUCCCAGGCAUAUAUUCUGGAGGGAGGAAUCAAAGCGUGGCUAAAGGAAUUUGCUCACAUAGAUGAGUUAGUCGAUACAGACUGGUAG